Molecule: messenger RNA, 1284 nt
Organism: Bemisia tabaci
Lineage: Eukaryota; Metazoa; Arthropoda; Insecta; Hemiptera; Aleyrodidae
Gene: MED22
Product: Mediator complex subunit 22
Biological process (GO): regulation of transcription by RNA polymerase II
Cellular component (GO): mediator complex
Molecular function (GO): transcription coregulator activity
Source: RefSeq, a predicted model, not a curated record
GCACUUUUUAACCCAUGUAAAAACCUAACCUCAAACAACGUAAACAAUCGAAGAGGAACCAAAGUUUCGGUUCCGGUGUAGUUUAAAUUUUUGAAUCGUUAUUGUGCUUUCAGCAUGAAUUUUUCACGCUGAUCCUCAAAUUCAUCAUAAAUUCAUUGUGGAAAGUCGCAGAUCACUCCACCCCGUAUUUUGUAGAUGCUAAAUUUUACCGCGUAACAAUGAUUACCCUGCUGAAAUCAUACACAACCAGACUCAAGGAUGACGUGAAAACGAUGGUAGAGAACUUUGAAGAAAUAAUCAGACUGGCUAAAGGUGAACAUGAAACUCAACUUUCUAGAAUGGCACAGUGUGAACAAGACACCUUUGAGAUGCAUGUGCGCGCUGCAAACAUCGUCCGAGCAGGCGAAUCAUUAAUGAAGCUUGUUUCAGAUAUCAAGCAGUACCUAAUUUUAAACGAUUUCCCAUCUGUGAAUGAUGCAAUUACUCAAAAUUCAAAACUAUUCCGUAAUAAGCAAAAUGAGUGUGAUCAGAAAUUAAUGAAUCUCAGGGACGAUAUGGCUGCUGAUUUAUAUGAUUUAGAGGAAGAAUAUUAUACCUCCAUUGUAAAAUGAGAUUUUUUCAUCUGUAUUGCUGUUUCAUACGCAUUUUUUCUCAGCCUUUCGUCCAAAUAUGUGUCUAUCUUAACUGGAAAUUUACAUAAUUUAAGGAAGAUGUCUGGGAUGUCUUCUCUUGUUUACUCUCUCUACCAAAUAUUUUUUUUUUCUUUGAUUACCUGAAUUUUUGAGUGUUUUAUUAAAUAUGAUUUUGUCAGUUGUUAGCUUGAAAUAUAGGUAAGCAAUACAUUUUUAAAGAAAUUUAUUGUAUCAUUCUCUAAAAGCACUGACACUCAUUGAGUAGCUAUAAACCUAGACACAAUUUUUCCGUUUCAUUUUAUUGGCAAGAAGAACUCAGUCAGGAUACCCAACGAUUACUUAUGUUAGUUCCUAGUCUAAGUGUUGAUCCAAACCCUCAAAAUUGAACGUCACCCAGUCAACUCCCAAGAAAUUGUCUUAAAUUUUCUCAUUCAGAAUUCAUUGUAGGUAGCUGUCAAUUGUUUUCUUGGAGAAACUAUUCUGAAGAAAUCAUCAUUAUUCCAGGAAUAUUUUUAUAUUUAGGAUUGAUAUCAUUGAUCCGAAGAGGAUCAAGUCAUUUUGCUUUUUUUCACCUUAGUACAGGAUAAAGGAACAAAGGUACCGAAUGGAAUAUUUAAUCAGAAAAAUAAAAAUGGUUCUUGUUGAAUGAGAA